Myotis davidii is the source of this 1702-nucleotide messenger RNA. It is a transcript of the gene RIOK1, whose product is annotated as RIO kinase 1. Gene Ontology annotation, molecular function: ATP binding; protein serine/threonine kinase activity. The transcript has 15 exons. Gene Ontology annotation, cellular component: preribosome, small subunit precursor; cytosol. Bases 179 to 1687 code for a protein of 502 amino acids. The record is from RefSeq and is a predicted model, not a curated record. Lineage: Eukaryota; Metazoa; Chordata; Mammalia; Chiroptera; Vespertilionidae. Gene Ontology annotation, biological process: maturation of SSU-rRNA.
UCCGUUCGAGCCGGGGGCGGCGGUACCGGGUCUGUAAAUCCUAAAUCCUCGUAGCACGUGGCGCGCUGCUGGCAUCGGGACUACUGCGCGGUUUGCGAGGAGGCGACCUCGGAGAGGCCGUGAGGUCGGGCCGUCUGUGUGGCUCCUCCGGUGGCGCUGACGCCCCGCGCGUGCCGUCAUGGACUACCGGCGGCUGCUGAUGAGUCGGGUGGUUCCCGGGCAGUUCGACGACGCGGACUCCUCCGACAGUGAAAACAUUGACUUGAAGACAAUCAAAGAGGGAGAUGGCAAUCUGUUUGAAGACUUUCAAAAUAAUGUGAAUGAGAAGAUGAAUGAAGAUGAGAUAGAAGAUGAGGGAGAAGAGGAGGAAGAUUAUGAUGAUGACGAUGAUUGGGACUGGGAUGAUGGAGGAAAACUCACCAAGUGUUAUAUCUCGAAUGGAGGGAGUAACCCACAGGCAAAUCGGCAACCUUCCAACUAUAAUUCAGCCAAAAUGUCUACUCCAGCAGACAAGGUCUUACGGAAAUAUGAGAAUAAAAUUAAUCUAGAUAAGCUAAAUGUUACUGAUUCUGUCAUAAAUAAAGUCACUGAAAAGUCUAGACAAAAGGAAGCAGAUAUGUAUCGCAUCAAAGAUAAGGCAGACAGAGCAACUGUAGAACAGGUGUUGGAUCCCAGAACACGAAUGAUAUUAUUCAAGAUGUUGACUAGAGGAAUCAUAUCGGAGAUAAAUGGCUGCAUUAGCACAGGAAAAGAAGCUAAUGUAUACCAUGCCAGCACAACAAAUGGAGAGAGCAGAGCAAUCAAAAUUUAUAAAACUUCUAUUUUGGUGUUCAAAGAUCGGGAUAAGUAUGUAAGCGGGGAAUUCAGAUUUCGUCAUGGCUAUUGUAAAGGAAACCCCAGAAAGAUGGUGAAAACUUGGGCAGAAAAAGAAAUGAGGAACUUGAUCAGGCUGAACACAGCAGGGAUCCCAUGCCCAGAACCUAUCCUGCUACGAAGUCAUGUUCUUGUCAUGGGUUUCAUUGGUAAAGAUGACAUGCCAGCACCCCUCUUGAAAAACAUCCAGUUAUCGGAAUCCAAGGCUCGUGAGUUAUACCUGCAGGUCAUUCAGUACAUGAGAAUAAUGUAUCAGGAUGCCAGACUGGUCCAUGCAGAUCUCAGUGAAUUUAACAUGCUGUACAGUGGUGGGGGUGUGUACAUCAUUGACGUUUCUCAGUCUGUGGAGCAUGACCACCCACAUGCCUUGGAGUUCUUGAGAAAAGAUUGUGCCAAUGUCAAUGAUUUCUUUUUGAAACACAACGUUGCUGUGAUGACUGUGCGGGAGCUCUUUGAAUUUGUCACAGACCCAUCAAUUACACAGGAGAACAUGGAUGCUUAUCUCUCAAAGGCCAUGGAAAUAGCAUCCCAAAGGACCAAGGAGGAAAGGUCCAACCAAGAUCAUGUCGAUGAAGAGGUGUUUAAGCGAGCAUAUAUUCCUAGAACCUUGAAUGAAGUAAAAAAUUAUGAGAGGGAUUUGGAUAUAAUGAUGAAAUUGAAGGAAGAGGACAUGGCCAUGAAUGCCCAACAAGACAAUAUUCUAUACCAAACCGUCACAGGACUGAAGAAAGAUUUGUCAGGCGUUCAGAAGGUAAAAAGAAUAUGUGUUGCUAUUUAUUUAUGUGAAAAUUCUGUUAAAGGGUAUAACAUUUAAUGUAAAAUAUUAUUA